This is a messenger RNA of Besnoitia besnoiti, 1467 nucleotides long. Its product is annotated as tubulin gamma chain. The coding region runs from base 1 to 1467 and encodes 488 amino acids. Gene Ontology annotation, molecular function: structural constituent of cytoskeleton; GTP binding. Lineage: Eukaryota; Apicomplexa; Conoidasida; Eucoccidiorida; Sarcocystidae. Gene Ontology annotation, biological process: microtubule nucleation; meiotic spindle organization; cytoplasmic microtubule organization. Gene Ontology annotation, cellular component: spindle; cytoplasm; centrosome. The record is from RefSeq and is a predicted model, not a curated record. The transcript is spliced from 11 exons.
AUGCCGAGAGAAAUCGUGACACUUCAAGUCGGCCAGUGCGGCAACCAGAUUGGCAUGGAGUUCUGGAAGCAGCUGUGCAUGGAGCACGGCAUCGACCAGGAAGGCCUUUUGGUGGACAGCAAGGUGCAUGCGUACGCGGAAGACCGAAAAGACGUUUUUUUCUACCAGGCUGACGAUGAGCACUACAUCCCGCGCGCGCUGCUUUUUGACCUCGAGCCGCGCGUCGUCAACGCCAUCCAGACCUCCGAGUACAAAAAUCUAUACAACCCCGAGAACUUCUUUGUCUCCAAAGAGGGAGGAGGCGCGGGAAACAACUGGGGAAGUGGGUACGCGCAGGCGGAGCGCGUGCAAGAGGAGCUGAUGGAGAUGAUCGACAGAGAGGCUGACGGCAGUGAGAGUCUUGAAGGUUUCGUCUUAUGUCAUUCCAUUGCUGGAGGUACCGGAAGCGGCAUGGGGAGUUACUUGCUUGAGGCGCUCUGCGACAGGUACCCGAAGAAGCUUCUGCAGACCUUCAGCGUUUUCCCGCUGUUAACUACAGAGACGAGCGACGUCGUCGUUCAGCCGUAUAACAGCGUGUUGACUCUGAAGCGUCUGGCGCUCAACGCGGACUGCGUAGUUGUCCUCGACAACACCGCGCUGAACAGCAUCGCCGUUGAGCGCCUUAAGAUCCACAAUCCCUCUUUCCAGCAAACCAACGCGCUGGUCUCGACGGUGAUGGCAGCGAGCACCAGCACUCUGCGCUACCCGUCGUACAUGAACGCAGACAUGCUUUCGCUCAUUUCCUCGCUCGUCCCGACACCUCGCUGUCACUUCCUCAUGACUGGCUACACGCCGCUCACCCUCGACGCCUGCGUCUCCUCCGUUCAAAAAACAACCGUGAUGGACGUCAUGCGCAGGCUGCUUCAAACCAAAAAUAUCAUGGUGUCGGCGUCGCUGCGACGGGGAAUGUAUAUCUCGAUGCUGAAUAUCAUUCGAGGCGAAGCGGACCCUACUCAGGUUCACAAGAGCUUGCAAAGAAUCAAGGACAGACGCCUCGUCAACUUCAUUCGCUGGAACCCCGCCAGCAUCCAGGUGGCGCUCUCCAAGCAAUCUCCGUUCAUCCCGUCGCCGCACAAAGUCUCUGCGCUCAUGAUGGCGAACCAUACAUCCAUCGCUUCGCUGUUUGAGCGCUGCGUCGUGCAAUACGAUCGCCUCUUCAAGCGCAAGGCCUUCCUCGACAACUAUAAAAAGGAACCGAUGUUUUCUAGUCCUGACGGCCAGGGUAACUUCGAGGAGAUGGAGAGCUCCAAAGAUGUCUGCCUGAAUUUGAUUGACGAGUACCGGAGAGCAGAGAGCGACGACUACCUCUCUUCCUUUGGUAAGACAGGCUCUGCCCUCUGCAGGCUCCCUCUGGAUUCUGCGUUGCUGCGAUUUCUUUUGGCGUGCAUGCAAAAUGUCUGUUUUUGUUUAUGUUCACACUCUUCGUAA